Dermochelys coriacea (leatherback sea turtle) is the source of this 2977-nucleotide messenger RNA. It is a transcript of the gene HK3, whose product is annotated as hexokinase 3. NCBI's taxonomy places the organism in Eukaryota, Metazoa, Chordata, Testudines, Dermochelyidae. The record is from RefSeq and is a predicted model, not a curated record. Gene Ontology annotation, cellular component: cytosol; mitochondrion. Gene Ontology annotation, molecular function: fructokinase activity; D-glucose binding; glucokinase activity. Bases 149 to 2968 code for a protein of 939 amino acids. The transcript has 19 exons. Gene Ontology annotation, biological process: glycolytic process; glucose 6-phosphate metabolic process; intracellular glucose homeostasis.
CUUUAUAAAUUGUCACAGGCUACUUUCACUUUUGAUAUUAGGCAACACAGCUGCUACUCUGAAAGCUGGGAGACUGAGUGGAGUGAGCACACGCAGCAGUGCCAGGAGUGCCCGCAGCCCCGAGCACCCACCCCAGCCCCGGACCCAGAUGAGUUCCAGCCAGGAGAAGCCCUUGAUGGGGAAACCCCCCACGAGCCAGCUGAGCCCCACGAGCCCUGGCCAUGGGCUGGCUGGCGUCAGUGAAAGCCGCAGCCUCCAGGCCCAGAGCCGGCACCUCACUGCAAAGAUGCAGAGCUCCCUGCAGCCCCUGUGCCUGUCCCUGGAGAAACUCCAUCGGGUCAAGGACAGCAUGCUGGAGGCCAUGGACCGGGGGCUGAGCCGCCGGACUCACGCCCAAGCCACAGUGCGCAUGCUGCCCAACUUCAUCCGCUCCACCCCGGACGGCACCGAGAGAGGCGAAUUCCUGGUGCUGGAGCUGAGAGAUACCGAUUUGCGGGUGCUGCUGGUGGAGCUGUCGGGGGACACGCGCCAGAUGGUGACGGUGAAACAGCAGCUCUUUCCUGUGUCAGACGCAAUGGCCCAAGGCCCUGGCGAGGAGCUCUUUGCCUACAUGGCGACAUGCUUGUGUGAGUUCCUGGACAGGCUCCGCUUGCCCCGGAGGGCCUUCCAGCUGGGCUUCUCCUUCCCCUUCCACUGCCGGCAGACGCGGCUGGACCAGAGCUACCUGAUCUCCUGGACGAAAAGCUUCAAGUGCCCUGGUGUGGAGGGGAGAGACGUGGUGGAGUUACUGCAAAAUGCCAUCAACAAGCAAGAUCGCUACCCCAUCACGGUCAUCGCGGUGGUGAACGACACCACUGGCACCAUGAUGAGCUGCGAGGCCAGUGCAGAGCCGUGCGAGGUCGGCCUGGUUGUCGACGCUGGCACCAACAGCUGCUUCAUGGCGGAGGCGCGGCACGUGGAGAUGGUGGAGGAGAGCGAGGGCCGGAUGGGCGUGGUCACUGAAUGGGGCUCCUUCGGGGACGACGGCACCUUGAACGACAUGCUGAGCCCCUACGACCGGCUGGUGGACGAGGCCUCCCUGAACCCAGGGAAGAGCAGGUUCGAGAAGAUGAUCAGUGUCUUGUACUUGGGCGAGAUCGUCCGGCACAUUCUGGCCACUCAGGGCGGGCUCUUCAGCGAGCGCACGACCCCUGCCCUUCUGACCAAGGGGUCGGUCCAGACCCGGGACAUCCUGGAGAUCACAGACGAGCAGGUGGGACUGGUGAGGGCACAGUGUGUCCUGCGGCAGCUGGGGCUGGAAGCGAGCGACCAGGACUGCUUCAGCAUGCAGCAGGUGUGCAGCACCGUGUGCAUUCGCGCCGCCAGCCUGUGUGCCGCUGGCCUGGCCGCCAUCCUCAGCCACAUGUGCAGGAACCGGGAGCUGACCCACCUGAAGACCAGCGUGGCCGUGGACGGAGCCAUGUUCCGGGACCACGCCAAGUUCAGCCAGACGCUGCAGCAGCUGGUGAAGCAGCUGGCCCCCGAGUGCGACGUCACCUUGGUGCAGGCAGAGGAUGGCAGCGGCAAGGGGAUUGCCAUGGUGGCCGCAGUGGCAUCUAGGCAGGUAGCCCAGCGCCUCCAGGUGAACCAAACCCUGGCGCUGCUGCAGCUCUCGCCCGAUGCCCUGGGCAAGGUGCAGGCCUUGCUGAGACGGGAGAUGGAGCUGGGGCUGAAGAAGGAGACGCACGCCAUGUCCUCCGUCCGCAUGCUGCCCACCUACAUCUGUGCCACGCCCGACGGCUCGGAGAGAGGCAACUUCUUGGCUCUGGACCUGGGCGGGACCAAUUUCCGGGUGCUGCUGGUGCAGGUGGGCAGCCGGGAACAGGGCGGCGUGCAGAUCGUCAGCGAGGUGUACUCCAUCCCGCCAUACAUGGCCCAGGGCCCGGGCAGCCAGCUCUUUGACCACAUCGUGGAGUGCAUCAUGGACUUCCAGGCCAAGCAGGGCAUGAUGGGCCAGACGCUGCCACUCGGCUUCACCUUCUCCUUCCCCUGCCAGCACACCGGCUUGGACCAGGGCGUCCUGCUGAGCUGGACCAAAGGAUUCAACGCCUCGGACUGUGUGGGGCAGGACGUGGUGAAGCUGCUCCGGGAGGCGGUGAAGCGCAAAAAUCACUUUGCGCUGGACGUGGUUGCCAUAGUGAAUGACACCGUGGGAACCAUGAUGUCGUGCGGCUACGACGACCCCAGCUGUGAGGUCGGCCUCAUUGUGGGCACGGGCACCAACGCCUGCUACAUGGAGGAGCUGCGGAACGUGGGCACCCUGGCAGGGGGGGAAGGGCGGAUGUGCGUCAACAUGGAGUGGGGGGCGUUCGGCGACAAUGGCUGCCUGGAUGCGUUCGUCACCCCCUUCGACAGACAGGUGGACGAGGCCUCGCUGAACCCCGGCAGGCAGAGGUUCGAGAAGCUCAUCAGCGGCAUGUAUCUGGGCGAGAUUGUCCGGCGCAUCCUGCUGGAGCUCACGGCCAAGGGGCUCCUGUUCCGGGGCCGCCCGUCCCCCAAGCUCCAGACCCGGGAUAUCUUCCAGACCAAGUUCCUGUCGUCCAUCGAGAGCGACGGCCUGGCCCUGCGGCAGGUGUGCGCCAUCCUGGAGGGGCUGGGGCUGCACGUCACCUGCGAGGACAGCGUGCUGGUACGGGAGGUGUGCCAGGUGGUGGCCCGGCGCGCGGCCCAGCUCUGCGGGGCAGGCGUGGCUGCUGUGGUGGAGAAGAUCCGGGAGAACCGGGGCCUGGAGCAGCUCUCGGUGACGGUGGGCGUGGACGGGACGCUCUACAAGCUGCACCCACACUUCGCGCAGGAGGUGCAGAAGACUGUGCAGCUCCUUGCCCCACGCUGCAGCGUCACCUUCCUGCGGUCGGAGGACGGCUCGGGGAAAGGGGCCGCGCUCAUCGCAGCUGUUGCCUGUCGUGUCGCCCGCCACCAACAGGCCUGAGCCUGCCCC